Molecule: messenger RNA, 1039 nt
Organism: Paramecium sonneborni
Lineage: Eukaryota; Ciliophora; Oligohymenophorea; Peniculida; Parameciidae
Source: the annotation of a GenBank genome assembly
AUGAAUGAAUAUUCUCAUUUGACUCUACCUUUUCACUUUAAUUCAGAAAUAAAAUAAGUGGAUCUGUAAAGUUUUUAAUUUCCUCAGAAUAAAACAAAGGCACUUGAUUUAUAAGUUAUGAAUUCUGAUAGAGGCAAGUUUAUUUUGAAAAAAAUUAAUCAGACUAAUAUAAUUUUUAGAAUGAAAAAAUUUCAGCAUAAGAGCAAUCCAAAUAUUUUUAUUUAUAAAUUAGAAUAUGAGAGUGAAAUAAAUGAGACUUAUGAUUCUUAGAAUUAUUUUUAAGACUUUUAUUUUGAAGGUGAAAAUGAUCAAAAUAUUUUAGAAUAAUUUAAAAGUAAUUGUUAAUUUUAUUGAAAUAUAGAAUGCAUUUAAUAAAAACCUUAUGAAUUGGAAAAGUAGCAAAUUCCUAGAAAUAUAGCUAAACCAUUUUGUUGGAGAGGUUCUAAUUUUAAGAUAAAUUUCAUGAAAAAGUAAGUUAAGAGAAAUAAAGUUGAAAAGAAGAAUUUUAUUACAUCUUUAAAAUUUGGAGAUUUACCUUCUGAUGUAAAUGAUUCUUAAGAUAUCGAUCCAUUAUUAAAAUAAUUAUUUUAAAAAAAACCAAUUUGGCUUAAAGAAUAAUUAGUUAAAGAAUUAUAAUAAUUUUAAUAAUAUGAAGAAAAGCUAGGAUAAAUGGUUUAUUAUUAUUAUAAUGGUCCAUGGGCAAAAUGUUAUGUUUUUAAAUAAUAUAAUCCAUAAAUUAAUCCAUGUGCUGCUCAAUAUUAAACAAUAAACAUAAAGAAUAUUUAAAAUGAGGAAUCUAACAGUGAUGAUUAAGAUUAUCCUUAAAAAUGUUUUACUUUAUUAUAGCUUUGUGAUUUGCAAGAUAAAGAAAUAGAAAAUAUAAUAACAGAAGUCAUCAACAAAGGGAAAACAAAUCCACCAAGUCAACGAAAUUUUGUAAAGUAUGGAUGGUUUGAAAAACAACAAAUGAAGAUUAUAGUUCGAAAAAUUAAAAGUAUUAGAUAACAUUAGAAAAAAUUAUGAUAGGAUUUAAAUUAAG